GUACAAACUCUUCAGCCAAUUAGACGGAGCCUUAAGCUAACAUAAGAGAAUCGUCCUCACUGCUCAUUGCAAACCAGGCUCCUGGAUUUUGGACAAGUGGGACAUGCCUGAGAGUAAAUGAUUCCACAGAUUUGGCUAUGGCAGUGUGGAAAGUCCCUCAUCUGGACACUGCCAUAGCAGAGCCCCAUGGUAGCCAGGUGGGUGAAGGGGAGCGAGGACGCGCCACUUGCCCUGCAGAAGAUUCCUGACCUACAGAGUGGUCCAAAGAUGGAUGCCAUCCACAUUGGCAUGUCCAGUGCCCCAUUGGUGAAGCAUACCAAUGGGGUUGGACUCAAGGCCCACAGACCCCGAGUCAUGUCGAAGAGUGGACACAGCAACGUGAGAAUUGAUAAGGUAGAUGGAAUCUAUUUGCUCUACCUCCAGGACUUGUGGACAACUGUCAUUGACAUGAAGUGGCGAUAUAAGCUCACCCUAUUUGCUGCUACCUUUGUGAUGACCUGGUUUCUGUUUGGAGUGGUCUACUAUGCCAUAGCUUUUAUUCACGGUGACUUAGAACUCAGGGAUUCUAACUCUAACCACACACCCUGCAUUAUGAAAGUGGACUCUCUCACGGGAGCCUUCCUCUUUUCCUUGGAAUCUCAGACAACCAUUGGCUAUGGGGUCCGUUCCAUCACAGAGGAGUGUCCCCAUGCUAUCUUCCUCUUGGUUGCCCAACUGGUUAUCACCACCUUGAUUGAGAUCUUCAUUACGGGAACCUUUCUGGCCAAAAUUGCAAGACCCAAAAAGCGAGCCGAGACCAUUAAGUUCAGCCACUGUGCUGUCAUCAGCAAGCAGAAUGGAAAGCUGUGCCUGGUGAUCCAGGUGGCCAACAUGAGGAAGAGCCUCUUGAUUCAGUGCCAGCUCUCCGGGAAACUCCUGCAAACACACAUCACCAAAGAGGGAGAGCGCAUUCUCCUCAACCAGGCCACUGUCAAAUUCCACGUAGACUCCUCUUCCGAGAGUCCCUUCCUCAUCCUGCCCAUGACCUUCUACCACGUGUUAGAUGAGACAAGCCCAUUGAGGGACCUCACACCCCAGAACCUAAAGGAAAAGGAGUUUGAACUGGUGGUGCUUCUCAAUGCCACUGUGGAAUCCACCAGCGCAGUCUGCCAGAGCCGAACGUCUUACAUCCCAGAGGAGAUCUACUGGGGCUUUGAGUUUGUGCCUGUGGUUUCUCUCUCCAAAAAUGGAAAGUACGUGGCUGAUUUCAGUCAAUUUGAGCAGAUCCGGAAGAGCCCAGAUUGUACCUUCUACUGUGCGGAUUCUGAGAAACAGAAGCUUGAGGAGCAGUACAGGCAAGAGGAUCAGAGGGAGCGUGAGCUGAGGAGCCUCCUGCUCCAGCAGAGCAACGUCUGACCCCGGCCGGCCUCUGGGCCCUCCUAACCAGGGCUCCUCUCAGAACAAUGGCUGCCAUGAACAUGGAACAGGCAGCCCUGCCACCAAAUAACACGCACGUUCACGGCCAUCUUCCCCUUUGAUCUUAUGACUGAACAAGCAUUUCUGGAUAUAAAAGGAUGUCUUCAGAGUGCCUGGUCAGAGGUGAAUACUCAAAUUCAGAUUUUUCCCCCUAAAAUGGAGCUGUACAUUGAAGAACUGAGUGUAGGAAGAUGGAGAGGAUUCCCUUUGGAGGGCAGACACAGCACUGAUAGUGAAUGACAUGCAUGUCUAUUCAAGAACACCUGCUUAUAAUGCAAAGUAUUUAUUUAACCCACCUAACCAGGGCAUUGGUGGCUGAGGUCUGAGGCAUAAUUCGCUAUUUGCUCAUAGCACUGCUUAAGAAUGCACUCUUUCUCAUGUUCAAGUACAUACAUUUUUACUUGCAAUGGCGGUUAUCUGGUGAUGGCCAAAAAAAAUGUUGGGAAAGCAGGGGCUU
Molecule: messenger RNA, 1912 nt
Organism: Apodemus sylvaticus (European woodmouse)
Lineage: Eukaryota; Metazoa; Chordata; Mammalia; Rodentia; Muridae
Gene: Kcnj15
Product: potassium inwardly rectifying channel subfamily J member 15
Exons: 3
Coding region: 187-1395 (402 amino acids)
Biological process (GO): regulation of monoatomic ion transmembrane transport; potassium ion import across plasma membrane
Cellular component (GO): plasma membrane
Molecular function (GO): inward rectifier potassium channel activity
Source: RefSeq, a predicted model, not a curated record